Bufo gargarizans (Asiatic toad) is the source of this 3318-nucleotide messenger RNA. It is a transcript of the gene PHF20L1, whose product is annotated as PHD finger protein 20 like 1. Gene Ontology annotation, biological process: regulation of transcription by RNA polymerase II. Gene Ontology annotation, cellular component: NSL complex; nucleus. The record is from RefSeq and is a predicted model, not a curated record. NCBI's taxonomy places the organism in Eukaryota, Metazoa, Chordata, Amphibia, Anura, Bufonidae.
UCAGUGGGCUCUCUGGGAGCUGCGGGUGGGAGUCCGCCGGAGAAGCUGCUAAUGGAAGGAUGAGGCUCCCCGGAGAUUGAGACACCCCGAAAUCCGAGAGGAGACGCCGUGUCCUUCACGGGCUGAGCGGUGUGCACCGUGACUUACGGAAGAGAGAAGCCGGGGUUGGGGGGAGAGGAGAAGACUCUAAGAUGAGUAAGAAGCCUCCGGUUCGCCCUGGAAUCACAUUUGAGGUUGGCGCUCGUUUGGAGGCGCAGGACUACCUGCAGAAAUGGUAUCCAUCCAAGAUAGAGAAAAUGGACUACGAAGAGGGGAAGAUGUUGGUUCACUUUGAACGCUGGAGCAGUCGAUACGACGAGUGGAUUCACUGGGACAGCACCCGCAUCCGUCCUCUCGAAAGACCUGCCCUGCGAAAAGAAGGACUGAGGGACGAUGAGGAGGACGUCGAUUUUAAUGAAGGAGAAGAGGUUCUAGCCCGUUGGACGGAUUGUCGAUAUUAUCCUGCCAAGAUCGAAACCAUAAACAAGGAAGGAACCUACACUGUGCAGUUUUACGAUGGGGUUAUUCGAUGCCUGAAGAAGAUGCACAUUAAGUCUAUGCCAGAAGAUGCAAAAGGCCAGGACUGGAUUGCAUUAGUCAAGGCAGCUGCUGUACUGGUCAAGAGCAAGUCUUCUAACAAACCAAGGACAAGUGUGAACAGCAAUAAAGACAUUAAAGAAGAGAAAAAAAUGCACAAAGUAUCUUCAAAGAAGGAAGAUGUCCCUAUCGGUAAACCGGUGGAACUGUUCCACAAGGAAGAGGAGCCGACGUCGAGCAGGACCCUGGAGAUUGCGUUAGAAGAGGUUCCCAAGCUGCCCCUUCAGUCUCGAGAAGAUGAGGUCUUACUGAAGAGGAAGAUCAGCCAAGCCAGCACCUUCCAAGCAAAGCGUGCCCGGCUAAACAAAAUAACAGGUUUAUUGGCCUCGAAAGCCGUGGUACUUGAUGACGCAGAAAAGAAGCAGCAAGCCACCGAACAGCCUGCAAAGCAGGAAGAGGCCAUUACUCCCAAACACCAGAGUCAAAUUGAAGCAGAUAUAUGCCAUUCUAGUACGGCAGCGAACCCCUUGCUGUUGCCGCCAUCUUUGUCUUCCGGGAAGUCUCGCAGCAAGAAAGACAAACAGGAGUCUGUGGACGCCUCAGGGUGUAAAAAGUCCCCGUCAUUAUCCAUUACUGACCCACUGCUAAACCAAGGUACGCCGCACAACUCAAAUCUUUCUAGGCCUUCUGGGCGUAACAACCAAAGGCGAAGAUCGCGGCGCCUUACAUCGGAAACCUCUGGUGAUGUUCUCCGCAUGCCUUUCAGUGAGGGACAAAGCCUUUUAAGUUACACAGAAACUCCGCAAGACCUUUCCAUACCUAAGGUACCCGAUGUUGCCUUUGUGCCUCAGGAGACGCUUGAACCACUUGACCUAAGCUGUAACGUGGAAAUCAAAACUCCCAUUAUCCCAGAAUCCACCUACCACUGCCCCACUAAAGAAAAGGAACCCUUACAAAUGAUAACCUGUUCUCCAAAAGCAAUAGCUGAUGGCAGAAUAGCCUCGACGUCAUCAGCACUGGAGUCCCACGCACUUUCCUUACACACCACCGUGGCUUUGCCGAACAACUUGAAGCCGCCUAAAGGAAGCAAGAAGAAAAAGUCCUCGGGCGUCUUGAGCACGGAAAUGACGGUGACGUUAUCGGCCACUGCAGCGGAAAACAAACCGCCCGAUCGCCUGCAAGAAAAGAUAAUGAAGAAAGUGAAUGACAAAGACAAGCAGCCGGACAUUGGAGUCGUAAAAUCGGAGAAGAAAAUAAAGUCUGAAGACAAAACCUCUUCUGCUGGUAAGAAAAAAGAAAAAGAUAAGGAGAGAAAAGAGAAGAAGGAGAAGGAUCACUCAAAAUCCAAACAGAAGAAGAAGAAAAAGAAGAAGAAGAAAAAACAUUCAGACUAUGAAGCGAGCUCCUUGGACUUCUUGGAUAGAAGCUCCUCUCCAGUCAUCCGCUCGUCCUCCAGCAUGACUGCCCCAAACAACACGCUGGCCGUGAAGGACAGCACCUUCCAGUUCCCGUGUGCCAUCCUGUCCGUGGAUCUUACUGGAGAAAACCUUUCUGAGAUGGAAUUCCUCGAGGACUCCUCUACCGAGAGCCUGAUCCUCAGCGGGGACGAGUACAAUCAGGAAUUCGACUCUACAAACUUUGAGGAGUCGCAGGAUGAGGAGGAAGGCGUUGGCGAGAUCGUCCGAUGCGUGUGCGAGAUGGAUGAAGAGAACGGCUUCAUGAUUCAGUGCGAGGAAUGUCUAUGUUGGCAGCACAGCAUUUGCAUGGGGCUGCUGGAAGACAGUAUUCCUGAACAGUAUAUCUGCUACGUGUGCAGCGACCCACCAGGUCAGAGAUGGAGCGCAAAAUACAAGUACGACAGAGACUGGUUCAAUAAUGGUCGCAUGUGCGGUCUGUCCUUCAUAAACGAGAACUACUCCUACCUUAAUGCUAAGAAGAUUGUAUCCACGCACCACCUCCUGGCCGACGUGUACGGCGUGACUGAGAUACUACAUGGACUGCAACUAAAAUUUGGGAUUUUGCAGAACACAGACCACCCUGACCUCAGACUUUGGUCCCGUCCAGUGAAGCCUCGGGAAGGAAGUCAAGGAAAAGGUGGAAAGAACAUUAGAGGGCCAACAAACAAGCUGGAUGCCACGGAAGAGACCUAUAUAGCCAAUGAGCACUGCUACCAAAAGCCCCAUGUCUCCGGCGGCGAAAACAAGACGCCAAACGACACCGGAAAGUCUGGGGAUUAUAACAGAGUAAUAGUGGACGGUCACAAGAGCAGUAUUUACACAGAGGAGAAAAGACGAUUAUCAGAUCAUAUCAGUGUAGAAAGGAGGACGGAGCAGGUGGUAUCGACUGACGUGUGUAAUGACAGGAGAGCAGCAGAGGAGCAGCUGGACGCUCGCCUCCAGUGGCAGCUCAAUCUUCUCACCCACAUAGAGAGUGUCCAGAAUGAGGUCACCAGCCGCAUGGACCUCAUAGAGAAGGAAGUAGAUGUCCUAGAGAGCUGGCUGGACUUCACUGGGGAACUGGAGCCCCCCGACCCCCUGACGAGGCUGCCGCAAUUAAAGAGACGCAUGAAACAGCUUUUAAUAGACAUGGGCAAAGUUCAGCAAAUCGCCACACUCUGCUCCGUAUGACGAAAGAGAAGACGGAGGGAUUUGGCUGCGGCCACGGGUUGAACUAUUUUCUUACUUAGGAUACAAAGUUUGUACAGAUUUUAUUGACAUUAUAAAUAAAGUAUAUAUUAUAUUA